AAGGCCCAGCCCAGGUCCCUCGCGUGUCCUUGCCGCUUCUCCGCAGAGCUCCAGAAAGAGCCCGCUGCCGUGCUCCAGUCCAGGCUGAAGAGCUGAGCCAGGGCCAGGGAGCUGGAGCGCUCUCUGCCCUGCAGGGAGCUCAGGAGAUGUGAGGGAGGAAAAAUACCUUGAGAGCCAAGGAGCAGCCCCCCCGCCCCCCACCGCUUUCCCAGAGGGAGGCCCUUCCCAGAGAGCAAGAUAGGAUUUUCUCAACCCAGGAAAAGUUUUGGCCCCAGGUGGCCAGAAUAGAGGUGCUGCAGAAAACCAAGCUCCAGAAAGAUCAAUAAAGGCGAAUGUGCUGGAUGAGUGAAGACACACAGUCUUGUGCGGCUGGCUCUCUGAAUUGGGGAGUGUGCCUGAGGCUCGUUCUGGGGCAGCUAAUGAGUCCGUGUAGCGCACUCUCUAGCAGCCCCCACGGCCCUCACAUGCACACAAGCAGUGCCUGUGAAAGGCAGGGAGGACCUGGUGAGCUCCUGGAAUCUUGUCUUUGCUGUGACUCUUCUAAGACCCAAGGAAAGACGGAGGUUCAGCGAGGCUGAUUGUCCAGCCUUGGUGACCCCCCAACACCUCUGUCUGCUGGGCUCUGGGUUCUCUGUCCCUUGCCACCACCAGCCUUGAACCUACAUCAGGCCGUGAGUGAAAAGCCCAUUUUGUGGUGCCUUGUAGCUUUGCCUUCAGAGCUCCUGUCCCACAGGGGUCACUGGGGCCCAGGGAGUGUAUGAAUAGCCCAAAAUAUCCAAAGAGGUACUCAGUGGGUCCCUGAAGUGCACUGGUCACGUGGAAAGUGGAAAUACCCUGGAUUGCUCAGUCCUGGGGCCUUUUCGCUUAGGGACACUGGGGUGACUAAGAGCUCCCUUACUCAGCCUAGAUGCCGGCUGUGCGGGCUUCCCCAGCUCCUCCCAGCCAGGUGUCAGCCAAGGAGGAGGAGAAGGAUAGGCCACUACCCCAAUCCAAAACUGCUAGCUCCCAGGCCUGGUGUCUGUGGGAGGGACUUGGUGGGGCGGGAACAGUCGGGCUGGCUGCUGGGAACCAAACCGAAAGCACUUGGGCUGAAAACUGGACCGGGAGUCAGGGCUCCCAGGAGUGGGAAAUUUAGCUCAGGCUAGGGAGGAAUUCUCAUUCUCUUCCCCCUGCCCCACUGUCACCCACCAACCUGGAGCUGAGUGGCAGCAAGAGCGGUGUGUCUGCCCCCCCCUCGGGGGGGCAGGGCAGCCCUUCAGGCUUGGGUGCUGUCUAGCACCUGGAAGAAUGCCUGUGCCCUGGUUCCUGCUGUCCUUGGCACUGGGCCGAAGCCCCGUGGUCAUCUCUCUGGAGAGGCUUGUGGGGCCUCAGGACACUGCACGCUGUUCUCCUGACCUCUCCUGCCACCUCUGGGAUGGUGAUAUGCUCUGCCUGCCUGGGAAUAUCUUGUCUGCCCCAGGCCCUGUGCUGGUGCCUACGCUCCUACAGACAGAACUGGUGUUGAGGUGUCGACAGCAGACCGACUGUGAUCUCUGUGUUCGUGUUACUGUUCACUUGGCUGUGCAUGGGCACUGGGUACAGCCUAAAGAUGAGAUAAAAUCUGCUUCAGAGUUCGAGGAUCCUAGGAACGCUUCUCUCCAGGCCCAGGUCGUGAUCUCCUUCCAGGCCUACCCCACUGCCCGCUGCGCCCUGCUGGAGGUACAAGUGCCUGCUACUCUGGUGCAGCCUGGUCAAUCUGUGGGCUCUGUAGUAUUUGACUGCUUCGAAGCUGGUCUGGGGGCUGAGGUGAGAAUCUGGUCCUACACACAGCCCAGGUACCAGAAGGAACUCAACCUCACCCAGCAGCUACCUGAUUGCAGGGGUCUCGAAGUCCGGGACAGCAUCCAGAGCUGCUGGGUCCUGCCAUGGCUCAACGUGUCUGCAGAUGGUGACAAUGUGUGUCUGGUGCUGGAUGUCCCUGAGAGGAAGCACUUUGGCCUCUUGCUGUAUUGGGAUCAGGUCCAGGGUCCCCUCAAACCCUGGUGGCACAGAAACCUGACUGGGCCGCAGACCAUUACUCUGAACCAUACAGACCUGGUUCCCUGCCUCUGCAUUCAGUUGUGGCCCCUGGAGCCUGACUCUGUCAGGACCAACUUCUGCCCCUUCCAGAAAGAUCCCCGUGCACACAGGAACCUCUGGCAUGCAGCCAGGCUGCAGCUGCUACCCUCACGGAGCUGGAGGCUGAGUGCACCAUGUUCUUUGUCUGCUGAGGUGACUCUGUGUUGGCAGGCAUCCGACCAGAGUCCCUGCCUGGCAGUCCCAUUGCUGCCACGGGAGAAUGUCACUGUGAAUAAGGUCCACAAGUUCCCAUUGCUGGAUGGUCACCCCAACAUGUGUGUCCAGGUGAGCAGUAGGGAGAAGGUGCAGCUGCAAGUGUGCUUGUGGUCUGACUCCCUGGGACCCUUCAAGAAUGAUAUGCUGCUGGUGGAGUCAAGAGGCUUGCAGAACGACACAUCACUCUGUGCCUUGGGACCCAGUGGCUGUACUCCACUGCCCAGCAAGACUUCCAUGAGAGCAGCUCACCUUGGAGAACAGCUGCUGCAAGACCUUCAGUCAGGACAGUGUCUGAAGCUGUGGGAUGACGACCUGGGAGCACUAUGGGCCUGCCCCAUGGAGAAGUAUAUCCACAAGCGCUGGGCCCUGGUCUGGCUGGCCUGCCUACUCUUGGGCGCUGCACUUUUUUUCUUCCUCCUCCUCCGGAAGGACCGCGUGAAAGCGGCCGCACAACUUCGUGUGGCUCUGCUCCUGCACGCCACCGAAGGCGCGGGCUUCGAGCGUCUGGUGGCCGCUCUGGCGUCGGCCCUGAGCCACCUGCCGCUGCGCGUAGCCGUGGACCUAUGGAGCCGUCGCGAGCUGAGCGCGCAGGGGGCCCUGGCCUGGUUCCACGCACAGCGGCGCCAGACCCUGCAGGAGGGCGGCGUGGUGGUCCUGCUCUUCUCGCCCGGGGCCGUGGCCCUAUGUCAGCAGUGGCUGCAGGACGCGGCGUCGGCGUCCGAGCAGGCGCCGGGCCCACACGACGCCUUCGCCGCUUCGCUCAGCUGCGUGCUGCCCGACUUCCUGCAAGGUCGGGCGCCGGGUCGCUACCUCGGGGUGUGCUUCGAUGGACUGCUGCAUCCGGACGACGUGCCCGCCCCUUUCCGCGCCGCGCCAGUCUUCUCCUUACCCUCGCAGUUGCCGGGCUUCCUGAGCGCCCUGCAGGAGCCCGGCGCCACGCCCCCGGGGCGACUCCAGGAGAGGGCGGAGCAAGUGUGCCGGGCCCUUCAGCCCGCCCUGGACCGCUACUUCCCGCCCGGGGGGCGGGAUGCGGGCCCUGACCUGGGACCGGGGCCUGGGCUUGAAUAAAGGAACACACUAUA
This is a messenger RNA of Jaculus jaculus (lesser Egyptian jerboa), 3395 nucleotides long. It is a transcript of the gene Il17rc, whose product is annotated as interleukin 17 receptor C. The coding region runs from base 1288 to 3381 and encodes 697 amino acids. The record is from RefSeq and is a predicted model, not a curated record. Gene Ontology annotation, molecular function: interleukin-17 receptor activity. Lineage: Eukaryota; Metazoa; Chordata; Mammalia; Rodentia; Dipodidae. The transcript is spliced from 18 exons.